AUGUCUUCAAUGCGCAUGAAGGCAGCCAAAUGUCCAUCAGACGAACUGGCAAUCACCAACUGUGCUCUAGUCAACCCCGACGAUUUCCACAGUGAUGUAAAGCAUAUCGAGAUAUCAACAGCACCAUCUCAACACUUUGUAUUCAGUAUAAGAUUUUACAGUGGUGUUGAUAGAGGCACUGUGGGAUUUUCUGCUCCACAAAGAAAAUGGGCUACUCUGUCUAUUGGACAGACUAUUGAAGUCAAACCAUUCAAGCCACAGAGUGCAGAAUGUUUGUGCAGUGUCACUCUGGAGGCUGAUUUUAUGGUUAAGAAAACAACCUCCAUGGAGCCCUAUGAUUCCGAGCAGAUGGCCAGAGACUUCCUCAUCCAGUUCUCAAACCAAGUGUUCACCGUUGGACAGCAACUUGCUUUCUCAUUCCAAGAGAAAAAAGUGCUGUCUUUGAUUGUCAAGAACUUGGAAGCGGUGGAUGUACAAGCAUUGGCUGCUGGUUCGAAUGCUGUGCCUCGUCGAGUUCGUUUGGGCCGUUUGCUACCAGAUGCUUGUAUACAGUUUGACAAGGCUGAGAACUCCUCGCUCAACCUCGUUGGAAAAGCUAAGGGGAAGCAACCUCGUCAGUCUAUCAUAAAUCCUGAUUGGGACUUCGGUAAAAUGGGCAUUGGUGGUCUAGAUAAGGAAUUCAACGCCAUCUUCAGGCGAGCGUUCGCAUCACGAGUUUUCCCACCGGAAGUAGUCGAACAAUUAGGUUGCAAACACGUGAAAGGCAUCCUGCUGUACGGCCCGCCCGGUACCGGUAAAACUUUGAUGGCGCGACAGAUCGGGAAAAUGUUGAACGCGAGGGAGCCAAAGAUCGUUAACGGUCCCCAAAUAUUGGACAAAUACGUCGGCGAGAGUGAAGCCAACAUUCGCAGGCUGUUUGCUGACGCCGAGGAAGAAGAAAAGAGAUGUGGACCAAACAGCGGCCUGCAUAUAAUCAUCUUCGACGAAAUCGAUGCUAUUUGUAAGGCGAGAGGCUCAGUAGGGGGCAACACGGGUGUACAUGACACUGUCGUCAACCAACUGCUGUCCAAAAUAGAUGGUGUGGACCAAUUGAACAAUAUCUUGGUCAUUGGUAUGACUAACAGGAGGGACAUGAUAGAUGAAGCACUCAUGAGACCGGGGCGACUUGAAGUACAGAUGGAGAUAGGUUUACCAGAUGAGAAAGGAAGGGUGCAGAUAUUGAACAUACACACCAAGAGGAUGAAAGAAUACAAGAAGAUUGCUGAGGAUGUUGAUAAUAAGGAGUUGGCAGCCCUGACGAAGAACUUCUCCGGAGCUGAGCUUGAAGGUUUGGUUAGGGCUGCGCAGUCAACGGCCAUGAACAGACUCAUAAAAGCAUCUAGUAAAGUGGAAGUAGACCCUGAGGCCAUGGAAAAACUCAUGGUGGAGAGAGGAGACUUCCUACACGCCUUGGAAAAUGAUAUUAAACCGGCAUUUGGUACAGCUGCCGAAGCCCUGGAACACUUCCUGGCUCGCGGCGUCAUCAACUGGGGUCUUCCUGUGUCUUCAUUGUUGGAGGACGGACAACUUUAUAUACAGCAGUCUAGAGCCACUGAAGCUAGCGGUCUAGUAUCGGUGUUGUUAGAGGGUCCUCCAAAUAGCGGUAAGACAGCCUUAGCCGCUCAGUUGGCCAAGAUGUCUGACUUCCCGUUCGUAAAAGUUUGCUCUCCGGAAGACAUGGUCGGCUUCACUGAAACAGCCAAGUGCCUGCAGAUAAGGAAGUACUUCGACGAUGCCUACCGUUCGAGCCUGUCCUGUAUAUUGGUGGAUAAUAUUGAGAGGCUGUUAGACUACGGUCCCAUAGGGCCGCGGUACUCAAACCUCACGCUUCAAGCCCUGUUGGUGCUUCUCAAGAAACAACCUCCCAAAGGACGUAAACUGCUCAUUCUGUGUACCAGCAGUCGCAGACAAGUCCUCGAAGAUAUGGAAGUUCUAUCAGCGUUCACUGGUGUACUUCACGUACCCAAUCUGUCUCAACCUGAACACGUGAUGACUGUACUUGAAGAAAGCGACGCCUUCACUAAACGUGAUCUGGCUAAAAUACAGCACGACCUGAGAGGGGCCAAAAAAAAGUGGCACCAGUUCGGUAGUCAUCAUACUCAAAUAUGUACAAGAAUCUUCAUCGGGAUAAAGAAGCUCUUGGCGUUGAUAGACAUGGUGAAGCAAACGGAUGAGGAAUCUAGAGUGUUCAAGUUCCUGACGAAAAUGCAAGAGGAAGGCGGCCUAGACUUGGGCACUACCAUACAAUAA
Molecule: messenger RNA, 2289 nt
Organism: Danaus chrysippus (African queen)
Lineage: Eukaryota; Metazoa; Arthropoda; Insecta; Lepidoptera; Nymphalidae
Source: the annotation of a GenBank genome assembly